This is a messenger RNA of Trichomycterus rosablanca, 599 nucleotides long. It is a transcript of the gene tmem167a, whose product is annotated as transmembrane protein 167A. Lineage: Eukaryota; Metazoa; Chordata; Actinopteri; Siluriformes; Trichomycteridae. Bases 57 to 275 code for a protein of 72 amino acids. Gene Ontology annotation, biological process: protein secretion; intracellular transport. The transcript has 4 exons. The record is from RefSeq and is a predicted model, not a curated record.
UACGCAAUUUCCUUUUAAACACAGGAAGUGUGAGGUGGCUUGCUGGUUUUAUCAUAAUGUCUGCUAUAUUUAACUUCCAGAGCUUGCUUACUGUCAUCUUGCUGCUAAUCUGCACUUGUGCAUACAUCAGAGCACUAGCGCCAAGUCUGCUUGAUAAGAACAAAACAGGAUUUCUUGGAAUAUUCUGGAAAUGUGCAAGAAUAGGUGAACGAAAAAGUCCCUAUGUGGCUUGUUGCUGUAUCAUCAUGGCUUUCGCCAUUUUAUUUUCUGAGUAGCAGCACAAAGAGAGCCUUACCAAGAAAGUGAACCAAUUAGAAAAGAAGCUAUGUCUACUACAUCAGACACUUUGUAAUGUAUCCAAAUUUUCCCAUGUUUCUAGAAUUUAGUUUUCACGUUUGUUUUUAUGCAUGGUGAGGUAAACUGUGCACAUCUUGUGUAUUUCCCUUCCAUAUGGGGCUUUAUUUGUGCAGUUGAAUUGUUUUGUGGGCCUUGUGCUAGUAAAAUAUGGAAACAGUGUUUUUGUAAAGUCAUACUCCCACCAACAUCACAACAAAUGUCAGAAGUUGAAUGAAAAUAAAUAUUAAAAUUUUUUAUGCUUA